Funneliformis mosseae is the source of this 354-nucleotide messenger RNA. Lineage: Eukaryota; Fungi; Glomeromycota; Glomeromycetes; Glomerales; Glomeraceae. The record is from the annotation of a GenBank genome assembly.
AUGACAUCUAAUAUUAAGGAUUUAGAUAAAAGAAUGGAAUCUUUAUCUCAAGUAAUUCCAGAGAGACUAGCAAAAAAAGUAGAGAAAGCAUUGCUAGAAGUAUUAGAAUCGGCAAUAUACCAGAAUUUUAAAGAGAGUAGUAAAUUUGUUAGAGAUUAUCUUAGCUAUGUAAAAAAAUUGCGAUUGGCAGAAAAUCCUGACAAAUAUGCUAGAUAUAUUGCAAGAAAACUAGUUUCAGAUGAAAUAUCAUAUAAUACAAGAUUAGAGAAGAUUCAAGCAUGGUAUCGUAGGGAAUUGCAUAAUGCAAAAGAAAUUAUUCAAGGACUUCUUAACAUGUCACUUACAGAUGAUUAG